Molecule: messenger RNA, 2832 nt
Organism: Solanum dulcamara
Lineage: Eukaryota; Viridiplantae; Streptophyta; Magnoliopsida; Solanales; Solanaceae
Product: pentatricopeptide repeat-containing protein At2g16880
Exons: 2
Coding region: 107-2419 (770 amino acids)
Molecular function (GO): protein binding
Source: RefSeq, a predicted model, not a curated record
UAAAUCACAAUACAAACAAAAUUUGCUAGACACAUGUUAUGUAUAUAGGACAAAUGUAUAGUUUUAGUCUUCUUCCCCGCAGCGCACUCUGUGAAACCCCAAAAUCAUGAGUUCUUUGUAUCCUCCAUUGAAGCCUUGUCAACUAAUUCAAACAAUCACAACUCUCCUCUCCUCUUCCUCCAAAUCUCUACCCAAAUCCUCUCUUCAAUCCUACCUCCCUCACCUCACUCCUCCCAUUAUCCACUCCAUUCUCUCUUCCCCCACUCUCUCUUCUCGUCCUUCCACUCUCUUCUCCUUCUUCCAAUGGUCUCAAUCUCACAUACCCUCUUUAUCCACCCACCCCCUCCCUUUCCCUUCUCUUCUCCCUCUUUUAUCCUCCCUCUUAUCCCAUCGCAGAUUCCAUGUUGCAAGAUCCCUUCUUCUCACUUUUAUCCCUUCUGAUCACCCCCAACACCUUCUCCAUCGUCAUCUCCUUCACCCCAUUUCCAAUUUCCCCAAACCCUCAACGGAAUUGUUGGAUACUGUUAUAGGUGCUUAUUGCCAAUGCGGGAAACCCCAUCUCGCCCUUCAGAUUUUCAAGAAGAUGAAGCGGCUUCGACUUUGCCCUGAGGUCAAAACUUUCAAUGUUUUGAUUAGUGCUUUAGUUAAGUACCCUUCUACUCACUCUGUAUAUUCAUGUAAUGAGUUGUUUAAUGAUGCACUUAAGCUUGGAUUGGUGCCAAGUACAAUUACUAUCAAUAUUAUGAUUAAAGGGUAUUGUUUAGUUUACAAGUAUAAGGAUGCUAAUCAAUUGUUGAAUAGAAUGAGUGAGUUUGGAUGUGUGCCGGAUAAUGUGAGUUAUAAUACUAUAUUGGAUGGGUUGUGUGAGAAAGGUAGGUUGAAUGAGAUUAGGGAUUUGUUGUUGGAUAUGAAGGGUAAAGGUCUUGUGCCGAACAGGAGUACGUAUAAUAUUUUGGUACAUGGUUAUUGUAAAGUUGGGUGGUUGAAGGAUGCUGCUCAGAUUGUCGAGCUGAUGACGCAGAACAAUACUUUGCCUGAUGUUUGGACUUAUAAUAUUUUGAUUGAUGGUCUGUGUAAUGAAGGAAGGAUUGAUGAUGCAAUUAAGAUUCGGGACGAGAUGGUAGGAUUGAAAUUGUUGCCUGAUGUGAAAACUUAUAACAUCCUGAUCAAUGGGUGUCUUGAUUAUAAGAGAAGUUCAGAGGCCUUUGAUCUUGUUGAAAAGAUGAAUCAGAAGGGGAUCAAAUGUGAUGAAAUUACGUAUAAUACAUUGAUUAAAUGGUAUUGCAAGGAAGGGAAGAUGGAUAAAGCUAGAGAGGUACUUCUAAAGAUGGAAGAAAUCGGUUUAUGUCCGAAUUGUGUUUCCUAUAAUACUUUGAUAAGUGCAUAUUGUAAAGCUGGAAAUCUACCAGAAGUAUUGAGGAUAAUGAAACGAAUAGGUGAAAAAGGUUUGAAAAUGGAUAAUUUUUCUCUCAAUACAUUGCUUCAUAUUCUUUGUCAAGAAAGGAAGCUUGAUGAGGCAUACGAGUUGCUCUCUGUUGCUCAUACCAGGGGCUAUCUGGUUGAUGCAGUAAGUUAUGGCACUCUUAUUGGUGGCUACUUUAGAUGUGCAGAUAUGGAAAAAGCUCUUAAGCUUUGGGAUGAGAUGGAAGAGAGAGAGAUAAUUCCCACUAUUGUCACAUACAACAUCAUAAUUGGAGGGCUAUGUAAAUCGGGUAAAACUCAGCAGGCAAUUGCUAAACUGAAUGAACUUUUGGAGAAGGGUAUAGUGCCCAAUGAAAUAACAUAUAAUACUAUCAUCCAUGGAUACUGCUGGGAAGGGAACAUUGAGAAAGCAUUUCAAUUUCACAACAAAAUGGUUGAGAAUUCUUUUAAGCCUGAUGUAUAUACGUGCAACAUUCUUCUUCGGGGACUUAGUAGGGAAGGCAUGCUUGAAAAGGCCAUUAAACUCUUUAAUACGUGGAUUGAUAAAGGGAAGACCAUUGAUGUAGUAACCUAUAACACCUUGAUAACAGCUCUUUGUAAAGAUCAAAGACUUGAGGAUGCUCUGGUCCUUGUUGCUGAAAUGGAAGAGAAAAAUAUCCGGCCUGAUAAGUACACACAUAAUGCAAUUGUUGGUGCACUUACUGAUGCUGGAAGGCUUAAAGAGGCAGAAGAAUUUAUGACAGACAGAGAAAGACCAUCUGAACAGUGGUUGCAAAUGGAUGGCAGGGAGCAUGAACUCAGAGUUGAUGAACAAGAUUCAAGUUCAAUCGCUUAUUCACAGCAGAUUGAUGAGCUGUGUGCGGAAGGAAGAUAUAAGGAUGCAAUGCUUAUCUAUGCACAAGUCACUCAGAGAGGUAUUGAUCUACAAAAGUCUACUUAUUUCACUCUGAUAAAAGGACUCAUCAAGAGGAGAAAAAGUAUAUCGAAGACAGGUUGAUAGUGACCCCAAAUGUUUGGCUCUGGCCGAGUAUGAUGACUUCAGUUUCUAUGCCCAGAAUGCAACACUGCAAGGAUCCAAGGCUGGUGAACCAUUCACUUUUCCUCCAUCAGAUUGGUAUUUGAGGAUGUUGUCUCCUAUGAUCCUACUAUACACUGUUCUCUCUUUUAAAUGGAACAUUUCUGUAGGGGAAGUAUGCUUUUGUUUCUCUGGAAGCUAUUGUUGUUCCUUCAUGCUUUAGCAACUCCAUCUCAGGCAUGCUUUAGCAACUCCAUCUCAGGAGCUUACUCCUAAAGCAUUUUUACUCGAAUUCAAGAUGUUUUCUUCUCCUUUGCAUUGUAAAUUUUUUUAGUAUGUGUGGUAUUCACUUGAAACACAAAAUAGUCUUUUGAAGUUGAAUUGUCAUUUGCUCA